AUGGGUUCUGUGACAAUUACUUUGCUAAUGUUGCUAUGUCUAGAAACUUUUAAACUUGGCUUUUCCGCCAGAAACCACAGCAUCACUUGCAUUCAGAGCGAGAGACAAGCUCUUUUGAGGUUUAAGCAAGAUCUCAAAGAUCCUUCAAACCGGUUAGUUGCUUGGACCCAUGAUGGAGAUUGCUGCAAAUGGGAUGGAAUUGUCUGUGAUAAUGUAACUGGCCAUGUUAUCAAGGUCCAACUUGGGAGUUCUCAGGGUGUGUUUGCACCAAAUGCUGAAGCUGAAGCACGUGUAGGGUUGAAGUUGCGUGGUAAGUUGAAUCCUUCCAUGAUAGAUUUGAAGUAUUUAAGUAACUUGGAUCUUAGCAACAAUGAUUUCGGAGAAACUCAAAUUCCCACUUGGUUUUGGCACUUGUCUUCCAAUCAGUACUACCUGAAUAUCUCUCGAAACCAAUUCCAAGGUAGCAUUCCUGAUUUACUCACAAUGCUUCAUCCUUCUGCUGUGAUUGAUCUUAGCUCAAAUAACUUCAGAGGUCCACUACCUCGUCUCUCAUCCAAUGUGACUGCUAUAGAUCUUUCUAACAAUUCCAUGUCAGGAUCUACCUCUCAUUUCUUGUGCUACAAAUCCAAUGAGCCAAUGAAAUUGGAAGUUCUAAAUCUUGGCAAUAAUUUUUUAUCAGGAGAAAUACCUGACUGUUGGAAGAUGUUUCCAAGGUUGGUGGCCAUAAAAUUAUGUGACAACAAUUUCAGUGGUAAGAUUCCAAGGUCCAUGGGAACUUUCACUUUUCUUCAAUCAUUACACAUGCGCAACAACAUUCUAGUUGGUGAAGUACCCUUCUUUCUAAAAAAAUGCAGUGAAUUGCUUACUGUUGACUUUGGUGCUAAUCAACUCUCCGGAUAUAUACCACCAUGGAUGGGAGAAAGGUUAUCAAAAUUAAUCAUCUUCAGCCUUCGGACAAACAAGUUUAAUGAUAACAAUUUAUCAGGUGAGAUCCCUGAGGAGGUGACAAAUCUUGUAGGCUUGCAAUCAUUGAAUUUCUCACAUAAUCUUUUGGUUGGAACCGUUCCUGAGAACAUUGGUGCAAUGGAAUCAUUAGAAUGA
Messenger RNA from Durio zibethinus, 1101 nucleotides. Its product is annotated as receptor-like protein EIX1. The record is from RefSeq and is a predicted model, not a curated record. Gene Ontology annotation, molecular function: protein binding. Lineage: Eukaryota; Viridiplantae; Streptophyta; Magnoliopsida; Malvales; Malvaceae.